Messenger RNA from Bipolaris maydis ATCC 48331, 827 nucleotides. NCBI's taxonomy places the organism in Eukaryota, Fungi, Ascomycota, Dothideomycetes, Pleosporales, Pleosporaceae. The record is from RefSeq and is a predicted model, not a curated record.
AUGACUUCCGGUGAUGUAAGACCUCUAAGCGUCCCGGCCCAAUACGUUGAUUCCAGCGUCCAAAAUCGCAGCUACCUCGUCCAUCUCCCGUCUACCUACAAAAGCGACACCGCGUACCCGCUCGUCCUCGGCUUCCAUGGCAGCUCGAGCAGUGCAGCGACCGUCCCGCUGGAUACAAAGCUCAACAACGAGACCUAUUCCGGCAAUAAGAUUAUGAUGUAUCCGGAAGGGGUUGGGGGAAGUUGGGCGCGGCCGACAUAUCACAAUGGGACGAGUGUGGAGGAGGAUGUGCAGUUUGUAGCGGAUGUUAUUGCGGAUGCGGAGAAGAAAUUCUGUAUUAACGAAGGGUGUUUGGAUUUGGGUAACAUGUCUAAUGGCGGCGGCUCCAUUGGAACACUGGCAUGCGAUGAAAAGGGGAGUUCGCUUUUUACGGGUCUGGCAGCGCACUCGGGCGCUUUCUACACGGAUGUCAAUGGGCCUGAUAAUGGGUGUGCGCCGUCGAAGGAGGUACCCUUGCUGGAAAUCCAUGGUGGAGCCGACAAGGACGUUCCGUAUGCGGGAGGCAAGGGUCAAGGCGGCGAACUGCCUUCAAUCUUCAACUGGCUGAACUCAUGGGCGCUGCGCUAUAAGUGCGAGAGCAGCAGUGUGAAUAUUACGUUUGGGAGCGAGGUGCGACAUUGGUAUUGGGGUUGCGGUGGAAAAUCCGGUCUAAUCCAGCAUUACGAAGUGACGCAUUUGGGUAAAUCUUUCCUCUUGUUUUUUUUCACUCUAGAAUCAGAGUAUUUGUUAUUUGAUUGUACUAAUGAGCGAUCGUAGGUCAUGCCUGG